UCUUAAAUUCAACAACAUUGUUCCGACCAUGUUAGAGGUUGAGAAGCUUGGUCUGCGUCCAUACCUGGUCAACAGACUGCACCACCACCUCAAAUACACCAAGAGGAAAAUGAAUAUGCAGAUUUUACCACAACACCUCCCCAUGUUGCUGCUGCCAAGAAAACUCAAAAGAACGAUGCUUCAAAAUCUCCACCGCACAAGAAGCCUAGGAAGAUGUCAACGGCAGCAUUGCUUGUUCAGAAGUCACCAACCACAAUCCCAAAAAAUUCUACAGUUGGACAAUCAUCUAAAAAAUCUGCUUCGGUGGUAGAUAAGUCGGUUCAAUCAAAGGGAAAAGAAAAAGCUGCUCCAAGUGUCCACCGCGUUCCUGUUGACGACGUAUCUACCAGCAAAUCAGUUGACCUCACAAGUUUGAGGCAGGAACUUAAUCAAUUUAAGCAGGAAGUGCUUGCUGAAUUCAAGGAUGUUUUUACUGAGCUCAAGGAUCUUCGCAAAGUUAUUGAUGAAAACUUCGAAAAGGUUUUGGAACAUGUCAAAGGGAAACAAAAUUCAGAAAAGGGUGAUGACAGCGAAACUCAUGUUCCUUUACCUGAUGGCAACAUACAUCAAGAAGCUGAUGAUUACAUGGACCAUGGUGACGGUAUUCACAUGGAGACUGAUACGGGUGAUGUGCAUCCAACAGAGGAAAAGGGUCUUGCACCGGAUAUUCAAGUUGGUAUUGGCAAUGAGAGCGGCGAUACGCUGAAAGCUUCAACCGAAGAGAUUGCGGAAGGAGGUGAUCUUUCAGGAGAACCGAAGACUUCGGUUGAACGUCCGGCUGAUCCAACAGAGGAAAAGGGUCUUGCACCGGAUAUUCAAGUUGGUAUUGGCAAUGAGAGCGGCGAUACGAUGAAAGCUUCAACCGAAGAGAUUGCGGAAGGAGGUGAUCUUUCAGGAGAACCGAAGACUUCGGUUGAACGUCCGGCUGAUCAAACAGGGAAACAUACUGUGGAAGAGCAAAAAUGUUCUGAUGAUUCAAAUAAUUUCGAGGUGAUCGCACAGGUGCUAGCAAAUAUAGCAGAAUCAGAAAUGGCUAAUGAACAAGUUCAAGAGGAAAAAAUCGAGGAAAACACCAGCUCAACUGUCUUAGAGGAACCCCAGGCAGCAGUUUGUAACGCGCAGCCGUUGUCUCAGUGGUUGUUGCCUGAUGAGUAUUUACCAAGCCAAACCCCAGGGAAAGAAAUCAUGUUACAUCCAUCAGUCCCACGAGCUACACGCCCCAGUAAAUACAAGUCUUCACCGUUUGUGACAGAUUUUGGUAGUAGUUCGGGAAAGGAUCAUGUUCAUGUGUUUGAUAAAAAAUAUCCAUUCCAGCAAGAUCCCAUUACCGGUCCACUUGAUGUACAGAUUGUGGAUGAAUACCGUAUUUGGCUUCGAAACGGUCUGCUUGUGAGGCACGAUAGCAAGUAUGUUUUUAUCCCAGUAUUACAUACAGUGAUUCCGCAUGGUUUUUGUGAAUAAGUUGAU
Messenger RNA from Lycium ferocissimum, 1506 nucleotides. RefSeq lists its product as uncharacterized. The record is from RefSeq and is a predicted model, not a curated record. Lineage: Eukaryota; Viridiplantae; Streptophyta; Magnoliopsida; Solanales; Solanaceae. The transcript is spliced from 7 exons. The coding region runs from base 214 to 1500 and encodes 428 amino acids.